This is a messenger RNA of Punica granatum (pomegranate), 1239 nucleotides long. NCBI's taxonomy places the organism in Eukaryota, Viridiplantae, Streptophyta, Magnoliopsida, Myrtales, Lythraceae. The record is from RefSeq and is a predicted model, not a curated record.
UUGCAGUGGAUAUACGAAGGAUCCUCGUGACUUUUCGAUAAAAAAGAAAAAGUAGAUAUUUAUAUUGAAACACUGAAGUCAGAGACGCAAUUAGUACUCUUGUUAUCCAGAAUCCCAUUCCAUGGCAGAAGCAUCCACAUUUCUGGCUACGCAAAGGCAUGCUGUGGUAACGGGAGGGAACAAAGGGAUCGGGUUGGAGAUUUGCAGGCAGCUGGCCUCGAAAGGGGUGACGGUGGUCUUAACUUCAAGAGACCAGAAGAGGGGUCUCGAGGCUGUUUGCAAGCUGAAAGAAGAAAGCUCCGUCACUCUCUCCGGUGAAGUGGUUUUUCAUAAGCUUGAUGUUACCAAUUCCGCAAGCAUCGACUCUCUGGCUGAGUUUAUCAGAACCCAGUUCGGAAAGCUGGACAUUCUGGUGAACAAUGCUGCGAUUGUUGGAACUGUCAUAGAUUAUGUUGCCCUUACAGGUGCUGUUGAGCGUGUUGGUGGUUUGCCAACUGAUGACUGCGAGUGGAAAAUGAUGGCAAACCAGAAUUACCAAUUGGCCGUGGAAUGCCUGGAAACGAACUACUAUGGUCCAAAAAGAGUGACAGAAGCUCUCCUUCCCCUACUUCAACAAUCGAAUUCUGCAAGGAUUGUCAACGUCUCUUCAGUUUCAGGACUCUUGCAGAAUAUUCCAGGGAAGUCAAUUAGAGAUGCCCUGGGAGACAUUGAAAACCUAACAAAAGAUCGAAUAGACAAGAUCUUUAAGGAUUUCCUCGGAGAUCUCCAGCAGGGCCAGUUAGAAGCCAAAGGCUGGCCUGAGAAUAUGUCCGCAUACAAGCUGUCGAAAGCAGCCUUGAAUGCUUACACGAGGCUCCUAGCGAAAGAUUUCCCAUCCAUCCUGGUGAACAGCGUCUGCCCGGGCUUUGUCAAGACGGAUAUGACUGGAAACAAUGGAUUUCUAAGCGCUGCUGAAGGAGCAGAGAGCCCUGUACACCUGGCUCUUCUCCCGGAAACCGGGCCUUCUGGCCUCUUCUUCUCCAAGAAAGAAGUCUCUAAUUUGUAAGAAACAAAGCUUGUUUCGUUGAGUAUCUGGCAGUAAGACCAGAAAUAUCAUGUUCCAAAAGUUAUGGCUUCUCUAGACCAACAGUUUAUGUCGGUGAUCAUAUUAAGUGGAUUGAAUAAUUGUUCAUAACACAUUUAUUUCAUCUUAUUAUUCAGCAAUGCCUAUGAAUGAAACUUUUGUGAUGUAAAAAUGAA